AUGAAGUUAUUAGAUUUGUUGAGAUCCUUGCAGCCGGAUUUAUCUGCAAGCGAGUUAGAUUUGAUGGAGGGAUUUAUAUCCGACUUAUACAAGAAAUCCUCCACUUUAGACGCAUUUCAAGAAGUUUUGAAGGAGAAUGGUGCCGAAUUUUCAGUUACUGAUAUCUUCAAAAUCGACAAGCUACUAGAUGGAAAGUGGAUAAGUGAACCAACCAAGCCACACAAACAGGAACCGCCACAUCAUACUGAUACUAAUACGUUGUACAAUAGCCAAAUCACGGCUCAUAACCAAGAAAGAAAGAAAAAAGAUAGCAUAAAUUCCAGGCUCCAACCUAUUAUAGUUGGGGCCAGUUAUUCAGGACAGAUUACUAACAUAACGCCUUAUGGUGCUUUCAUCAGAUUGCAAGCAUUAAGAAGGCCCACUGGACUUUGCCAUAUAUCAGAAAUGUCCAGUUCAGAAAUUAGACACCCAUUAGAUGUGGCUAACGUGGGCGAUAAGGUGACAGCGACCGUGCUGAGUGUUUCCUCCAAUAAAAUAUCCCUCAGUCUCAAAAACCCAGACGAAUUGCAGCUAAGAGGUCAAAUACAGAGAGGUCGAUCAGAAGUUCGGGACACUAAAGUUCGAAAACAACUAUCAUCCCCAGAAAAAUGGGAAAUUCGACAGUUGAUAUCUUCCGGAGCUCUGAAGGCUUCUGAUUACCCAGAACUAGAUGAUGAAUACCAAUCAGUCCUGGAUGAGCAUAAACGAGGAUACAACGAUAGAGAGAAGGAUGAAGAAGUAGAGAUCGUUGUAAAACAGAAGCCUCCCCCAUUCUUGAACGGUAAAUCAUCUUCUCUAAGGGAGAUAUCACCGAUAAGGGUCAUAAAAACCCCUGAAGGAUCUUUGAAUAGAUCGGCGAUGAAUGGUUCUGAUUUGUUGAAGGAGCGCAAAGAGUUAAAGAAAGGCCUGAGGCCUGAGAUCAGCAAUAAAGUCUCAGAAUGGAAAGACUCUAUUAAGAAAGACUCAUAUGGUAAAACCACCACCAAGAACCUACAAGAACAAAGGGAGUCUUUACCUGUAUUUUCUAUGAAGCAAAUGCUACUGGAAACCGUCAAGAAUAAUAAAUUUGUCGUUAUUGUAGGUGAGACGGGUUCCGGUAAGACUACCCAGAUUACCCAAUAUUUGGCCGAGGAAGGAUUUAAUAAAGGGAAUAUGAUCAUAGGUUGCACCCAACCUCGACGAGUUGCUGCUGUGAGUGUUGCAAAAAGAGUAUCAGAAGAAGUUGGCUGUAGGCUGGGGCAGGAAGUUGGUUAUACAAUAAGAUUUGAAGAUAAUACUUCGGAUGUAACCAAGAUCAAGUACAUGACUGACGGUAUGCUUCAAAGAGAGGCAAUGGUUGAUAAAAUGCUUAGUAAAUACUCUGUCAUUAUGCUAGACGAAGCUCAUGAGAGAACCAUUGCGACGGAUGUUUUAUUCGUUCUCUUAAAGACAGCAGCGAUGAAACGAGACGACCUUAAGAUCAUUGUCACAUCUGCAACAUUAGACAGUGGAAAGUUUUCCACUUACUUUGAAAACUGUCCAAUAAUUCAAAUUCCCGGAAGAACAUUCCCAGUGGAAAUUUUCUACACCAAGGAACCUGAACUAGAUUACUUGCAGGCAACAUUAGAAUGUGUACUGUCUAUCCAUAAGAAUGAGUCAAGAGGUGACAUUUUAGUAUUUUUAACAGGUCAAGAGGAAAUUGAUACAUGCUGUGAAGUGUUAUACGAAAAAUUAAUAGAUCUUCAUCAAGAAAAUGAACUGAUAAUUUUACCCAUUUAUUCUUCUUUACCCUCAGAAAUGCAGUCUAAAAUAUUUGAACCAACCCCAGUUGGGAAAAGAAAAGUCAUUAUAGCCACUAACAUUGCAGAGACGUCUAUUACUAUUGAUGGCAUAUACUACGUCAUUGAUCCAGGAUUUGUCAAGGUAAAUGCUUACGACCCAAAACUUGGAAUGGAUUCUUUAAUGGUGACACCUAUAUCUCAAGCACAAGCAAAGCAAAGAGCUGGUAGAGCAGGUAGAACUGGACCAGGCAAAUGCUUCCGAUUGUAUACUGAAACCGGAUACAAUAAGGAAAUGUUACCCAAUAGUAUUCCUGAAAUCCAAAGACAGAAUCUCGCACAUACAAUUCUUAUGCUAAAGGCGAUGGGGGUUCAAGACCUAAUUGGGUUUGAGUUCAUGGACCCACCGCCAUUAAAAACAAUGCUAAGUGCGUUGGAAGAACUAUACAACUUGGAGGCUCUGACGGAAGAUGGCGACUUGACAGAAUUGGGCCGUAGAAUGGCGGAUUUCCCAAUGGAUCCGGGUCUUGCCAAGGUUUUGAUCAAAUCCAUUGAAUUUGGGUGCAGUGAGGAGAUGCUAAGUAUUGUAUCUAUGUUAUCAGUGCAGUCAAUCUUCUACAGACCUACGGGGGAACUGAGAAAAAAGGCCGAUGAAAAAAGAGUCCGAUUUAACCAUCCUCAUGGAGACCAUAUGACUAUGCUAAAUGUGUACGAGAAAUGGGUAAGAAACGGUAGCUCCAAGGAAUGGUGCAAAGAUAACUUCAUUCAUUAUAGGAGUCUUCUUCGGGUAAGGGAUGUUAGGACACAACUAAAAAAAAUAAUGAACAAAUAUGGUUCUGAGAUGAGAAGUUGUGGGCAGAAUAGCAACUUGAUUCGAGUAAACUUGUGCUGUGGUUUUUUCAAGAAUACUGCCAAAAAGGAUAGUGAAACAUCAUGCUAUAAGACUCUAUUGGAGAAUACCACAGUGUAUCUCCACCCCUCAUCCUCCUUAUUUGGAAAAUCAUCAUCAGAAUAUGUGAUUUAUCACACUCUAUUACUGACAACAAAGGAGUAUAUGCAUUGUGUGAGUGUAAUUGAACCCACUUGGUUAGUUGAGCAAGCUCCAAGGUUCUUCGCCAAGGCGGAUACUGAGCAAGUAAACAAGAGAAAACGAACAGUGAAAAUUCAGCCGCUUUAUAAUCGUUUCGACCAGCAACAAAGUUGGAGACUCAGUAAGAGGUAA
Molecule: messenger RNA, 3018 nt
Organism: Komagataella phaffii GS115
Lineage: Eukaryota; Fungi; Ascomycota; Pichiomycetes; Pichiales; Pichiaceae
Product: DEAH-box RNA-dependent ATPase/ATP-dependent RNA helicase
Exons: 1
Coding region: 1-3018 (1005 amino acids)
Biological process (GO): spliceosomal complex disassembly
Cellular component (GO): catalytic step 2 spliceosome; intracellular anatomical structure
Molecular function (GO): ATP binding; RNA binding
Source: RefSeq, a predicted model, not a curated record